AUGCGCAAGACUCCGGAGAAGAUACUCACCGAUGACACUGUCUACCAAACACAACUCACGAGGCAGAACAUCAGCACAGUCAGUACAGACGCCGACGUUACAGAGUCCCUCGAGACCGAAGAUAUUGCCAUCAUGCCCUUUAUUUCCACCUUCGUGUCCCAAGAAAACACUUAUGAGUCCGACUAUGGCGAGUGUCCCUUUGCCGAUUCUUCUAGCAUUGAGCAGAAUGGUGGAUGCAGCGGCCUAGUUGGCUGUCCCCACAACGUCGAGGCAACGGUACUUGAUCCAAAAAGUUUGUCACGGCUACUUCAAAACGAGCGAGAUCAGGACGAAGCGAACUGGGUGGACGAAAUCAACGAAGAAGAAGAAUUUGACAAGGUCCCCUCAUCUUUCGAGGCUGCUUUGGUGAAGGCUGAGCAUCAUGCCACGAACAACCUCGCAUACAGUAUUACUUCGUCGCGGCAGACAAACAAUGCACACAAGCGUCGCCAGACUAAGACGGCACCACCGCGAGGUUCCGGUUUCGAGGGUACAGAGCGGUUCGUCAGACCCGAGCACCGGCGCAAAAAGGAGAGCAACGCAAGCUACAGGCACUUCCUGAAAAAGAAAAGGCCGCUAGACAAGUCGAAGCGCAGCCGCUCUCGGGAUGAUUCAGUUGGCCAGAGCCAUGGAUGGGAAGAGGGGCCGACAUCUACGUAG
Boeremia exigua is the source of this 699-nucleotide messenger RNA. RefSeq lists its product as uncharacterized. NCBI's taxonomy places the organism in Eukaryota, Fungi, Ascomycota, Dothideomycetes, Pleosporales, Didymellaceae. The transcript is spliced from 2 exons. Bases 1 to 699 code for a protein of 232 amino acids. The record is from RefSeq and is a predicted model, not a curated record.